GAAUAUAGUACUUGCGGUCUAUUUGUGAACUAACACGGUUGCCAUACGAACGUGCUGCAAAGUUGUUUUUCGAGGCAAGAUGACGUCCCACACAAAGCUCUCAACAGGGAUAUACCCUCAUCACGUGGUUAUCGAAGAAGAACGAGGGGAGAAAAUUGAGUGUUGGGGGUACAGAAAGAGUAACAUUCGCACUGUUGCAGUAUACGGUGCGGGCAUCCUGACCUGCGGUGUACUAUUCCUGAUCAUAUUUUAUUGGAAACCCGACUGGGGACUGCGUCUUACCCAUGCCAAAUGUCCAAAUGAACACGCCGACAGCCUGAUAGUGAAGGAUAUCUAUGCAAGGGACCAUAAAUGUAAAAUCAUUAGAGAACGUGUCAUCGGAGACUCGGACAUCAGCGAUGGGCCGACUCUCUCACUGCCAUUGAUCAACACAGUAACACAGCGAGAGACGAAACUAGACAAGGGGCACAUGAGAUACUUCAAAUUUCAGAAAGCGGUUUAUAUUUGGGAUUCAGAUGGACAGCUUUACUUUAAGCUCAGAGGCCUUGCACACAACGUCCCCUGUUCAGAUUUCUAUGAUAUCUACAGCAAAGGACUCGACGAAGAAACAACUCAAGAAAGACAGCAGCUUUAUGGUCUCAAUGAGAUACAGGUACGCGUCCGGCCAAUCCUGGUACUUCUUUUACAAGAGGUGAUGAACCCUUUUUACAUCUUUCAACUCUUCGUCGUCAUCUUCUGGUUUUGUAUCAACUACAUCUACUACACGCUUUGUAUCGUGGUGAUGUCAGCUGUUUCUAUCUCCGUCUCACUCUAUACAACGAGAACGGAAAGCACUCGACUUCGGACGAUGGCAGAGGUUCAUGAAACGGUGGAAGUUUUACGCAGAAACGGAGAUCGUGAAACAGUGCCUAACUCGGAGCUUGUACCUGGUGACGUCAUCAUCAUCCCGACCAAUGGCUGUAGUCUAACCUGUGACGCAGUACUUCUCUCGGGCAACUGCAUCGUCAAUGAAAGUAUGCUCACAGGAGAGAGCGUACCCGUGACAAAGACGCCCCUACCUAAUCCCCAGGGUGUUAAAAUGAUAUAUUCCAUGGACACACAUAAAAGACACACUCUCUUCUGCGGCACGAGAGUGAUCCAGGUGCGAACUCAUGGGGAUGAGGUUGUGAAAUGCGUUGUUACUCAAACAGGUUUUUCAACUGCCAAGGGACAACUGGUUAAGUCUAUUCUCUACCCGAAGCCUACCGAGAUCAAACUAUACAGGGAUGCACUACUCUUCGUUGGAAUACUCACAAUAAUAGCUAUCAUCGGGUUUAUCUACACGGCGGUCAUAAUGACGCUUCAGGGGGCAAGUGCCUCCAAAACGAUUAUCCACGCUAUCGACAUACUGUCGAUCGCCGUGCCCCCAGCACUCCCCGCUGUCUUAACCAUCGGUAUGGUGUUCGCCCAAUUUCGGCUAAAAAAAGAAGGCAUCUACUGCAUCAGCCCUCAGCGAAUCAACUUAUGUGGGACUGUAGAUGUUGUUUGCUUCGACAAGACGGGAACACUUACUGAAGAUGGGCUUGAUCUUUUAGGAGUGCAAGCUGCUUCAAAAGGAAGCUUCAGCCCGAUGGUAGCCGAUGCCAAGUCGCUCUUCUCCGAGCCCGUCUCCGUUGCUAUGGCAACCUGUCACGAGCUAAUGGAGGUGGAUGGAGAAAUAACGGGGGAUCCCCUUGAUAUCAAAAUGUUUGACGCGACAAGUUGGACCCUGGAUCUCGGUGAGAAGGCGAGUAGCCGGCUACCAGGUGCGAUGGCGAUUGCGAAGACCGGUUCAUCGGACCACAUCGGAGCAAAGGGCACUCUUGAUGAAAAACAGGAGUUAACCGAAAUUGCGACGUUAAAGAUAUUUCCUUUCGCGUCGGCUCUUCAGACCAUGUGUGUCAUUGCCAUGGAUACAGUGACCCGGAAGACAUAUGCCCUUGCGAAGGGGUCACCAGAAAAGAUUUCCAAGCUCUCACAAAAAGACACAGUGCCACUCGACUUCCAAGACGUUUUAGAUGGAUUCACAAAACAGGGCUUGAGGUUAAUUGCAUUGGCAUGGAAACCCAUCGAUAUCAACCCAGACGAUCCCAAUGAACUUUCAAGGAUCCAAAGAGAUAUAGUGGAGUGCGAUCUGGAAUUCGCUGGUCUCCUGAUAAUGCAAAACAAACUGAAACCUGCUACGACUCCCGCCAUUACUGAACUCAAUGAAGCCAAUAUUAGAACCAUCAUGGUGACAGGAGACAACAUCUUCACAGCGAUCAACGUGGGGCGGGAAUGCGGCAUGGUUCGACCAGGGGCAACCAUCAUGCGCGUCGAAGCCGGGCCUCCCCACGACCACUUAAAGGCCAAACUCGUCAUUACACCUCUGGUCGAUGACGUGCAGAGAGACGUCGAUAAUAAUUGCGAUACAAAUGGGACGAUGAAAGAAGAUAAAGUGCUCAUUUCCCAGCAGGGAGAAGAGAGCCCAUUGAUAGCCUGUGACGGUACAACCUUCGGCAUCAUUCGAGAUCAUUACCCCCAAAUAAUGCCAAAGAUCGCAGCGCAGGGUGUAAUAUUCGCCAGGAUGUCCCCUGACCAAAAGUCACAGCUGGUCGAAACGCUCCAGUCACUGGGUCUAUCUGUUGGCAUGUGUGGAGAUGGUGCAAAUGAUUGCGGUGCUCUCACAAGCCAUGUCGGCAUAGCUCUCUCAGAAGCCGAGGCAUCCGUAGCGGCUCCGUUCACAUCUAAGACGGCAACAAUCAGCUGUAUCCCGACAGUCAUAAAGGAGGGUCGUUGUGCCAUGGUGACGUCAUUUGGUCUGUUUAAGUUCAUGGCUCUGUAUAGUCUCAUCAUGUUCACCUCUGUAACAGUACUCACUUCGGUUCAAUACUACAUUGGCGAUAUGCAGUUCUUCAUUAUUGACAUCGUGCUCUGCACUUCAUUCGUACUAGCAGUUGGUUACAACAAGGCCUAUCAUCAGAUAUCAACCAAACGCCCCAUUACCAAGCUGGUCACCCCUCCUAUCGUGUUCUCCCUCAUUGCACACGUAGUGAUCCUAAUCGGGUUCCAAGUCCUAGUGUUGGUCCUGGUCCUCAAUCAACCAUGGUAUGAGCCCUCGGAGCUAGACGGCGCACACAGGAACGUAGUGUCGUACGAAAACAUGGCAGUUUGGCUACUUGCAAAUUUUCAGUACCUUACCCUAGCUUUCGUUAACACGCCGGGGCCUCCGUACAGCAACCGAUUUUACAAAAACAUUCCUCUUUUGAUCGUCUUCAUAGUCGAUUUUCUCAUCUGCCUCGGCUUUCUUUUCUAUCCACCUGCCAGAAUCAUCAAAGCAUUUAAGUUGAAGCAUAUCCCAUCCUACACUUUCAAGGCGCUCAUCCUUUUUCUCGCAGCAGUGCAUUUCAUCAUUGCGUUAUCUGUCGAGUAUGUUCUGGCGCCCUCUAAGCGAUUGAUGAACCUCAUUACGUGUCGGUGUUUUCGCAAGAAAAAGGCGCCGAAAUACCACGGAGUCGAACUAACUGUGCUUAAGAAACCGCUCAUGGACAUCCUUUCCGAGUCGGAAACCAUCUCGUGUGAAUGAAUCCGUGGAUGAUGAGCCGAGCAUGAGCACCAGAACGAUGUCAGACACAACAUUAACAAUGGCAGUGGAUGAAACUUGUGCUGGUGAAAUGAUUACGUAGUUAAAGGCGCGUUUACACAUGAGGUGGUCAACCGAUACGGUCAAAUAAAACUAGAGGCAUACAUGUACAUCACCAAAUCCAUCAGACCAAAAAGCUAUUCACACACUAGUAUAUCUCAUACCUCAAUCCAGGACAUAGAAACUCCUUCUUCCCCAGAAAUGUGAAGACAUUGAACAUCCUCCCAGUCAAUGUCGUGACAGCCUCAUCUGUUGAAGCCUUUUGUCACCACUUGAGGAGAGGCUACAGUAGCAAGAUCCAAUGUUGUUUUUUACUCGUACCUCGUUGAUUAUUGGCACAUGCACCCUAUCUUUAUGACACACACUCCACCAAAGAACUGCAAGAAUCUUCAAGAUUGAAGGAAGCGGACUGCUCCAAAGAAAAAAAAUUAUGGACUUGCAGUAAUUGUUUGAGCGGAUUUAUAUAAGAGGUUCACGAAAAGAUUACUCUCGAUGUUAAUGAUAUGAAUGUGUAUGUUGUGUAACUGUUGUAGCAAUGUAGCUGACGAAAGCCAGAGCCUGCUUUAAUUUACAUGAUUACUUUUGAUAAAAGCAACAAAGAAUUUAUUAAAGGUAAAAUAAAGAUGGAAUGCAUUUUAUCCAUUUUGAUAGCUUACCACGUAUUCUGACAAUGUGGGAAAACAGAAUGUACAUAUUGAAAUAUAAAAAUCUAUAACAGUAUUUUUGUGAAUAUAUUUUUUAUCGACAUUUUCCUUGUACUGCGAAAAUGAUAGUGCGUUUUUGUAAAUGUAUAAUCAACAAUAAGAAAAUUCCGUUCGUGUAUGAUUCGAACCCUGUAACUUGUGUUUCAAAGACAAAGUCACUGGACUUAACCACUCGAUCCUGACUCCUCACCAAAAUGUUUUCGGAGGUUGGUACAAAUGCAGUGUACUCACAGAAGAGUUGCAUAGCACACGCAUAUAAUUGACAGUGUAAACCAAAUGGUGUAAACACUCCGUAGCGAAACAUAUGCGACAUUCCAAGUUAGAAAGGAAUAUAGCCUACACAUUUGUGAUUUUACAAGAGUGAUACAAGAAUGAUGGAAUAUAAAUCCUUUGUUGGCAAUGCUGUUAGUUGUCAAGUUAACAAGAUUACCAAGACUCUAAAAAAAAUAAACCAAAGUCUAUUCCAAUAGCCCUGUGCAUCAUCUGUUUAUACAGUGUAUAUGCGAACAUUGCAAUGACGUAAUACGUUUUCGGGACAUGAUAUCUAAGGCAGUGCUAUGGGGUUUUGAAAUUGCGUGAAAAUGAUUUCUUGAAAGUCUUCGUGAUCGUAUUUUGUUUCUUCCGGACGUAUACACUGUAAUAUAAGUCUAGAUAUUUGUAGGAGAGUAGCUUGUAUACAAUUCAUGUUUAUGUAUACUUAUAUAAUCUUUGAUCUUAUUUGUUGGAUAAUCAAGUACCAAUAUUGUUCAAUUUAAGAAAUAAAUACAUACAAAGAGUUAUUAUUAA
Molecule: messenger RNA, 5130 nt
Organism: Strongylocentrotus purpuratus (purple sea urchin)
Lineage: Eukaryota; Metazoa; Echinodermata; Echinoidea; Camarodonta; Strongylocentrotidae
Product: probable cation-transporting ATPase 13A3
Biological process (GO): polyamine transmembrane transport; intracellular calcium ion homeostasis
Cellular component (GO): late endosome membrane
Molecular function (GO): polyamine transmembrane transporter activity; ATP hydrolysis activity; ATP binding
Source: RefSeq, a predicted model, not a curated record